[Candida] anglica is the source of this 1782-nucleotide messenger RNA. NCBI's taxonomy places the organism in Eukaryota, Fungi, Ascomycota, Pichiomycetes, Serinales, Debaryomycetaceae. The record is from the annotation of a GenBank genome assembly.
AUGUCUAGAUAUAUACCGUCGGACUAUGCCGACCAUUCACAAGCUCCUACAGACUCAUAUAUUCACUUAUCGACUGAUCAUGGUCAAGAAUAUACCGAUGACUCUCUGACAUUUGGUGAUACAUCUAUUCACAAUGAUACUUCAUUAUUGAUGGAUCUUGUGGCAGCCAUUGAUCAGCCUUUAGUUCUGCGUUCACUGUCACUUGAGGAAAAGUUUCUGAAGAUUAAACCGAACAAUGAUAAUAAAGAGAAUCUUAAUGCUACUACAGCUACUAAUAAUGUCAAGGAAAACAAUACCGGUAUACAUGCAAGUCCUGUAUUUCCAUCACAUUCAACCCCCUUGGCGAAUCUUCGUCAUUCAUCAACCCCUAAACAUAAAGUGAAACUUGAUAAAGUGAAUGAAGUACGUCAUCAAUCAGAAGCUGAACAGUUGUUUAAAUUAUAUCAACCACAAGUAAAUGAAGAAUUAAAGUAUUAUAUUCGAAAUCUCAUUAAUCAAAAGAAAAGCAUUAGUGAAGUUCAACAAAACAUUAUAUCACAAACUCCUAGUAGGAGUGGUAGUGAUGGAGAAGAUGAAGUGGAUGAUAUAUUAAAUACAUCUGAUAAGGCAAGAUAUCAAAAUGAUUUAACUAAAAAUCAAAAUAUAAAUUUCCCAUCUCCAGAUACAACACCACCACAUUCACAAGAAUAUACUGAAGGGGGUGAUAAGAAUACAUUACAACCCAAGAAUAUUGAACCAGAAUUAACGAAUUCAUCUGGAAAUGAAAGUGAUUAUGAUAGAAGUUAUGUUCCAAAAAGUGUUAUAUCAAAAAUGAAUACACCUGAUCCUGAAAUUGAAUCUGAAGAAAAUAAUUUAAGAUUACAAAUUGAAAUAUUAAAGAAAAAAUCAGAAGAAUUGGAAAGUCAACGAAAUAAUGAGGUUGAAGUUUUAAGAGAAGAAUUAAGAAGAAUGACUGAAGAUAAAGAGAAACAAUAUCAAAAAUUAGAAAAUGAAAAUCUUAAAUUGAAAAUUGAAAUGGGUAAGUUAGAAGUUAGAUUACUUAAGGAAGAGAAUAAUGAGGAUCAUUUCCAAACAAAUAUUAAUGAUGAAGAAGAGAUGAGCCCAGGAGUUAAGGCUAAAGUGGACAUUUUGCAGGCAAAAUUGAACCUGUUGACAGAUCAAAAUAUGAAAUUAAAUAAAAAAUUGAUGAAUUCUAAAGAUCUUAAUAAAGAAUUACAAAAUGAACUUGAAUUUGCCAAAAUUUCAAGAGAAAAAGUUAAUGAAAGAAUUGAAAAAAGAGUAGGAAUAGAUGUUGAAUCUUUCCAUCCAAUAAUAACUCAACAUGAUGGAAAAGAUUUAAAUAAAAACGGGAAUAAAAUUAAUGAUAAUGAUGAUGAUUUACGUUUACUUAUUAAAGAAUUUGAAAUUCAAAUUGGGAAUAAGAAUGAUUUAAUUACCAAGGAUACAGUUCUGUCUGUUUUCAAAAAUCAUUAUAUCAAGUAUAAACUUGAUGAAGUUGAUAAUCUUUCAAAAGUUGAAUUGAUUAAUUUAGUUAAAAAUAUCAUGUUGAGUUUACUUUGUGGGGAAUUAUCAGAGCUUCCACUUUCAAUCAAUAAGAUUGCAAAUAUUAUGAAAUUAGCCACCAAAUUUAUGGAUGAUAUACAUGGAUGUAUUUAUCAAGAUAAUAAUGGAAAUCGACCAUCUACAUAUGUUAAAGCGCCCCAUAAUGAGGAAGAUAUACACAGAUUACAUUCAUGUGUAUCAACCAUGGUUGCAAAGAUUAAAGAAAAUUACGCUACAUAG